AUGCCGCUUCAGAAGUCGUACUCUGAGCGUGUCGGGCUGAGCAAGAACCGACAGCCGUGGCAGCGAUCCCACAGCCAUCCCGUCAACCUGCAAACACCAAAGGCGAAACUGCCGCCCGUGUCCGAGACGACCAAGAAUAAACUGAGCAAGUUUCAGUACCAGCCCACCGAUGGCGAGUCCGGAGAGGACCAGCCCGCCGCCAAAGACGGCGAGGCCUCAACGACCACGCCCCUGACGAGACUCAACUGGCGGGAUCUCGUGGAGCCGAGUGCGGCGCCCGAGGAGCGGACCGACACGUCGCCCAAUGACAAGAUCCUCUGGAACAACCGCGAGGACCCUGCCUACAGGGGCAUUCUGUCACCCGUCAUGGCUCGGAAGCGCAAGCGUGCGCGUAGCUCGUCGCCAACGUCGUCGCCGUUGGGAAAUCCCAAUACGCCCGCCGUCAACGUCGAGAAGCUCACCAAAGCUCUAAAGUCACCGCACGCGGACCCGACGCUCGAGCUGUGGGACCGGUACUCGCUCAAGCCCGAGCUCAAGCAUGGCGCUGGCUCCCCGAGUGGCGCCGUGAACCCGGCUCUCGCGCAGCUGAUGAUCUCAUCUUCACCAAAGCCGUCAAGAGAAACGCCUGUGCCACGCCAGGACAGCAACCUGAGGCGAGCCGUCAGCUGCGGCGUGGCCGGGACGAAGAGACGCAAGGUCGAAAAGUCGAAACUGGGGAGUCAGGGCAGCAGCCAGCAGAGAGAGCUCGAGGCGGCUUCUAAGUCUUCACUCGUCACUGCGCUGCUCGAUACCGUCAACGGCAACUGCCAAAGCCCCGCGCAGGAGCACCAGACGCCGGCUGCAUCUCCAUCGCCAAGACGAAGGCCGCGACCAGCUGUCGAGUCCCCAUGUCGGGCAGCCGGCGCACCAGAUCCCGCCUCGUCCGACUACGGUGACGAUGACUUUGAUGACGACACCUUUAUCGAGCUCGAGGCUGUGAUGAAAAGCACCCAAGCAGCCGCAUCAACAGCAGCUCCGGCCAUGGAUACCCUCGUGGCGCCAAAGGGGUCAGUGGAGGCGCCAGCAGACCAGUUUGACGACUCGGACGAUGGCAUCUUUGACGACGGGCCACCCCCCUUGGCCAGGCGAGGACUAACGACGCCGAGGUUCGCCAGGACAAGACCACCAGCAAGUCCGGGAGACGACUUUGGGGACGACUUUGACGGCGACAUCGACUUUGACGCCGUCGAGCUCGCCGCGACGCAAACCGUGCAGCAACACCAGCAGCCCUCAACUAGCCAAAAGGCCAAAACUAUUCAGCGAUACUUAGUGACGAGCGUUUUAGAGGGCGAAUACGUCGACCAGUACGGCAAUGCGCGUCCUGAGAAGAUCCUUAUCAUCCAAGCCGACACGUCCAAAGUAGUCAAGACGGUGCACCUGCGAGGGUCGUGGUUCGACACGCCAGCGCACGCCGAGUCGUACGUGCAUGUCAUCGGCGACUUCUCUCUCAAGGGCCAGUGCAUCAUCGACGAUGCCCAGAAUCUCCUCAUCUUGCACCCAGAUCAGCUGAUUUCGGCCACGGUCGUGGCAGAUUCGUUUGGUUGCAUGCGUCGUGCCGUGCUGCAAGACCGCGUCAAGGCGACGAGCGAAGCCUCUCCGCCUCUUGUGUACGGGACAAUCCUGCACGAGAUCUUCCAAGAAGCCUUACUCGCGAACCAGUGGGACCUCCCGUUCCUGGCGAAACUCAUCGAUCGAAUCACCGAGAAGCAUGUCGAGGAUCUCUACACGAUCAAGGUUGGCAUGCCGUCGGCGCGAGAGCAUCUCCAGUCCAAGAUGACGGAGCUCAGCUACUGGGCAAAGGCAUUUGUGUCGUCACAGCCGCAGGCCGACGCCAUGGUCGAGGACCGCAAUGGCAAAAAGGCCAACAUGGCCGUCACCAAGCUGCUCGACGUCGAAGAGCACGUGUGGUCGCCCAUGUACGGGCUCAAGGGCAAUAUCGACGCCACCGUCGAGGUCACCAUGGUGGAUGGAAAGCAGAAGAGGACGCUCACGGUCCCGUUCGAGGUCAAGACGGGUAAGCACGCCAACAGCAACCACAUGGCGCAGACGGCGCUGUACACCCUGCUCCUGUCGGACCGGUACGACAUCGAGAUCGCUUGCGGUAUCCUGUACUACAUGGAGACGUCCAAGACCAUGCGGAUCCCGGCGGUGCGACACGAGCUGCGGCACAUGAUUAUGCAGCGGAACCAGCUGGCCUGCUACAUCCGAGAGCGAAGUGUCCAGCUGCCGCCCAUGCUCAAGAGCAAGCACAUGUGCGGCAGGUGUUACGCCAAGACGUCGUGCUUCACCUACCACCGACUGGCCGACGACGGAGACGGCGAGUCGAGCGGCAUGGGCGAAAAGUUUGACGAGCUCGUCAAGCACCUCACGCCGACGCACCAGGAGUUCUUCAUCAAGUGGGAGAACCUCUUGACCAAGGAAGAGAAGGAGUCUCAAAAGACCAAGCGAGAGCUCUGGACCAUGACGAGCGUAGAGCGCGAGAAGAAGUCGCGAUGCUUUGCCGACGUCAUCAUUGAGGAGGGGUCUGCAUCUGUCGACACGGACAAUCCCCGUAUCAACCGCUUCCACUACACCUUUGUCAAGCGCGAGCAUCAGGCCGGCUUUUCGUUCCUCGAGUCGGAGCUAGCAGUUGGCGAGCCCAUCGUGGUGUCCGAUGAGGACGGGCAUUUUGCUCUCGCCAUCGGCUACGUGACGGCCGUACGCAGGCAGCGGAUAAGCGUGGCCGUCGACAGGCGACUGCACAACGCUCGCAUUCGGCAGCCUGGCUUCGACGAGGCGGACAACCAGGUCUUUGCUAGCAUCAUGGACGUAGCAGCCGAGGGAGCGCCGGCGGACCAGACCCAGGGCAAGAUCAAGGAGCCGCCGAUCCGGUACCGGCUGGACCAGGACGAGUUUAGCAACGGCAUGGCAACGGUCAGGAACAAUCUCGUGCAGAUGAUGGCGAACGACGUGCCUGCCGCGCCGCGCAUACGGAGCCUGAUUGUCGACCUGGCCGCUCCGCGAUUCAAGACGGCGCCGACGCAGUACACGAUAUCGGACCAGGGCAGCCUCAACGUCGACCAGAAGAGGGCCAUCGAAAAGGUCAUGAGCGCGCAAGACUACGCGCUCGUGCUAGGCAUGCCUGGCACAGGCAAGACCACCACCAUUGCGCACAUUAUCCGCGCCCUCGUGUCUCAGGGCAAGACGGUGCUGCUCACGUCCCACACGCACACUGCCGUCGACAACAUCCUGCUCAAGCUAAAGACGGACAAGAUCCCCGUUCUUCGCUUGGGUGCCCCCGCCAAGGUACACCCGGAAGUGCAGGACUUUGCACAUCUCGCGGGCCAGCCGAAGAAGACAUUUGAGGAGAUCAAGGAGGCCUGGCACGGGACGCCCGUGGUAGCGACGACGUGCCUGGGCAUCAACCACCCCGUGUUCCUCGAGCGGUCGUUUGACUACUGCAUCGUCGACGAGGCGUCGCAGAUCACGCUGCCCAUCUGUGCGGGCCCGAUCCGGAUGGCCAACGCCUUCGUGCUCGUCGGUGACCACAACCAGCUGCCGCCUGUGGUGCGCAACGAGGAGGCGCGGGAGGGCGGCCUCGACGUGAGCCUCUUCAAGCUCCUGUCGGACGCGCACCCGCAGUCGGUGGUCAACCUCGAGCACCAGUACCGCAUGUGCGAGGACAUCAUGACGCUGAGCAACACGCUCAUCUACGGAGGCCGGCUGCGGUGCGGCUACGACGCCCUGCGCCGGCGCAAGCUCGAGGUGCCUCGCAUCAGCGCCCUCAGCCACAUGCACUACGACGCCGCGUCCGCCUCUCUCCCCGGCACGCCGCGAUCCUUUUGCACCGGCCCGGCGCCGACGCGGUGCUGGCUGUACGACCUUGUGGAUAGCGAGGCGCGUGUACGCUUCGUCAAUACGGACACAAUCCGGCCGCUGGUGCGCGAGGAGGCGCAGGGCAAGCGCAUCGUCAACCCGGCCGAGGUGCGCGUCGUGUCGCAGCUCGUCGAGAGCCUCCUCGCCGCGGGCGUCCCCGCCAGCGAGGUGGGCGUCAUGACGCACUACCGCGCGCAGCUCUCGCGCCUGCGCGACCGGCUCAGGGGGCACGCCGGCGUCGAGAUGCACACGACGGACCGCUUCCAGGGCCGUGACAAGGAGGUGGUGGUGCUCAGCCUCGUGCGCAGCAACGAGGCCUGCAACAUCGGCGACCUGCUCAAGGACUGGCGCAGGAUCAACGUCGCCUUCACCCGCGCAAAGACAAAGCUCCUCGUCGUCGGCAGCCUCGGCACUCUCAAGAACAGCGGCAAGGAGAACAUGCUCAGCCAGUUCGUUACGCUCAUGGAGGACCGCGAUUGGAUAUACGACCUGCCGCCCGACGCCCUCGACAGCCACCGCUUCGAGGAGCUGAGCACACCCGCGACAGCGCCGGCCGGUCCGUCGCAGAGGGCAGCGAGGUCUCCAGCGAAGAGGCCGUCGCCGGCCAAGAGGACCACGGCUACGCACGUCGGUUCGCAGGACAAGGAGAACCGCCGCCCGUCGCCCAAGAAGGCGCGCAUCGGGGACAGGGCGCUUCUCAGGGGGAAGCUGAUUACAAGGGACAUACUCAACGAAAUGACAAACGGCGCAUAUUAG
Purpureocillium lilacinum is the source of this 4650-nucleotide messenger RNA. Its product is annotated as tripartite DNA replication factor. NCBI's taxonomy places the organism in Eukaryota, Fungi, Ascomycota, Sordariomycetes, Hypocreales, Ophiocordycipitaceae. Gene Ontology annotation, cellular component: cytoplasm. Gene Ontology annotation, biological process: replication fork reversal. The record is from RefSeq and is a predicted model, not a curated record. Gene Ontology annotation, molecular function: 5'-flap endonuclease activity; single-stranded DNA helicase activity.